Molecule: messenger RNA, 4240 nt
Organism: Urocitellus parryii (Arctic ground squirrel)
Lineage: Eukaryota; Metazoa; Chordata; Mammalia; Rodentia; Sciuridae
Gene: Clcn2
Product: chloride voltage-gated channel 2
Biological process (GO): transmembrane transport; chloride transport
Cellular component (GO): plasma membrane
Molecular function (GO): voltage-gated chloride channel activity
Source: RefSeq, a predicted model, not a curated record
CGGGAGGCUGCGCCUGCGGCGCCCGCCCGGGACCCGCCACACUCUGCACUCGGCCGCUCGGGCUGCGGGGACCGGACGGGUGGCUGCUCGGGCUUUGCGGGCUGGGAGCAGAGACCAGGCCGGAGCCCGAGCGGCAGAGGGAAGCCAGAGGGCAGUACACGGAGAUGGCGGCCUCGGCGGCCGUGGCGGCCGAGGAAGGGAUGGAGCCGCGAGCGCUGCAGUACGAGCAGACCCUGAUGUAUGGCCGGUAUACUCAGGAACUCGGGGCCUUUGCCAAAGAGGAAGCUGCUCGGAUUCGCCUGGGAGGCCCUGAGCCCUGGAAGGGGCCCCCGUCCCCUCGGGCUCCCCCAGAGCUCUUGGAAUAUGGACAGAGCCGAUGUGCCAGAUGCCGCAUCUGUUCAGUACGCUGCCACAAGUUCCUAGUAUCCAGGGUUGGUGAAGACUGGAUCUUCCUGGUCCUCCUGGGGCUCGUCAUGGCACUGGUCAGCUGGGCCAUGGAUUAUGCCAUUGCUGUUUGUCUACAGGCCCAGCAGUGGAUGUCUCGGGGCUUAAACACCAGCAUCUUACUCCAGUACCUGGCCUGGGUUACCUACCCUGUCGUUCUCAUCACUUUCUCAGCCGGAUUCACACAGAUCCUGGCCCCUCAGGCUGUUGGGUCUGGCAUCCCCGAGAUGAAGACCAUCUUGCGGGGAGUGGUGCUGAAAGAAUACCUCACUCUCAAGACCUUUGUGGCUAAGGUCAUUGGGCUGACCUGUGCCUUGGGCAGUGGAAUGCCCCUUGGCAAAGAGGGCCCUUUUGUGCAUAUUGCGAGCAUGUGUGCUGCCCUUCUCAGCAAGUUCCUUUCUCUCUUUGGGGGUAUCUAUGAGAAUGAAUCUCGGAACACGGAGAUGCUGGCUGCUGCCUGUGCUGUGGGUGUGGGCUKCUGCUUUGCAGCACCUAUUGGAGGUGUCCUGUUCAGUAUCGAGGUCACCUCCACCUUCUUUGCUGUGCGAAACUACUGGCGGGGCUUUUUUGCUGCAACCUUCAGUGCCUUCAUCUUCCGGGUCUUGGCAGUCUGGAACCGUGAUGAAGAGACCAUUACUGCUCUCUUCAAAACCCGGUUCCGGCUCGACUUUCCCUUUGACCUGCAGGAGUUGCCAGCCUUUGCUGUCAUUGGCAUUGCUAGUGGCUUUGGGGGAGCCCUCUUUGUCUACCUGAACCGGAAGAUUGUACAGGUGAUGCGGAAGCAGAAAACCAUCAAUCGCUUCCUCAUGAGGAAACGCCUGCUCUUCCCGGCUCUGGUGACCCUGCUCAUCUCCACUCUGACCUUCCCCCCUGGCUUUGGGCAGUUCAUGGCUGGACAGCUUUCACAGAAGGAGACAUUGGUCACCUUGUUUGACAACCGGACAUGGGUCCGCCAGGGCCUAGUAGAAGAGCUAGAGCCAUCCAGCACCUCACAGGCCUGGAGCCCACCCCGUGCCAACGUCUUCCUCACCCUGGUCAUCUUCAUUCUGAUGAAGUUCUGGAUGUCUGCACUGGCUACAACCAUCCCUGUGCCUUGUGGGGCCUUCAUGCCUGUCUUUGUCAUCGGAGCAGCAUUUGGACGUCUGGUGGGUGAAAGCAUGGCUGCCUGGUUCCCAGAUGGGAUUCACACAGACAGCAGUACCUACCGGAUUGUGCCUGGGGGCUAUGCAGUGGUUGGGGCGGCUGCACUGGCAGGAGCAGUGACACACACAGUAWCCACAGCCGUGAUUGUGUUCGAGCUCAUGGGCCAGAUCGCCCAUAUCCUGCCUGUCAUGAUUGCCCUCAUCCUGGCCAAUGCUGUUGCCCAGAGCCUACAGCCCUCACUCUAUGACAGCAUCAUCAGGAUCAAGAAACUGCCCUACCUGCCUGAGCUGGGCUGGGGCCGCCACCAGCAGUACCGGGUGCGAGUGGAGGACAUCAUGGUGCGGGAUGUUCCCCACGUGGCCCUCAGCUGCACCUUCCGGGAUCUGCGGUUGGCACUGCACAGGACCAAGGGUCGCAUGUUGGCCCUAGUGGAGUCCCCUGAGUCCAUGAUCCUGCUGGGGUCCAUUGAGCGCUCACAGGUGGKGGCCCUACUGGCAGCUCAACUGAGCCCCACCCGCCGGCGACAGUACAUGCAGGAGCAUAGAAGGCCCAGCAUCUCCACCUCUGAUCAGGAGAGUCCUCCUAGCCCAGGGACAUCUGUCCGCUUCCAGGUGAACACAGACGACUCAGGCUUCCCUGCCUCCCGUGGGGAGACUCACAAACCCCUGAAGCCUGCUUUAAAGAGGGGACCCAGCAAUGCCACCAACCUCAGGGAGAGUCCUACAGGCAAUGUGGAGUCAGCAGGCAUUGCCCUCAGGAGCCUUUUCUGUGGCAGUCCACCUCCUGAGGCGGCUUCAGAGUUGGAGAAGCCAGAAUCCUGUGACAAGCGCAAGCUGAAGCGGGUCCGAAUCUCCCUGGCGAGUGACUCGGACCUGGAAGGCGAGAUGAGCCCUGAGGAGAUUCUGGAGUGGGAAGAACAACAACUAGAUGAACCUGUCAACUUCAGUGWCUGCAAAAUUGAUCCUGCCCCCUUCCAGCUGGUGGAGCGCACCUCUUUGCACAAGACUCACACCAUCUUCUCACUACUGGGAGUGGACCAUGCUUAUGUUACCAGUAUUGGCAGACUCAUUGGAAUUGUUACCCUAAAGGAGCUUCGGAAGGCCAUCGAGGGCUCUGUCACAGCACAGGGUGUGAAAGUCCGACCACCCCUUGCCAGCUUCCGAGACAGUGCCACCAGCAGCAGUGACACAGAGACCACUGAGGUGCAUGCACUCUGGGGGCCCCGCUCCCGCCACGGCCUUCCCCGGGAAGGCAGCCCUUCUGACAGCGACGACAAGUGCCAGUGAACCCUUCUGUGGGUGGCCCAGGAUGGUGGUAGCCAUAUCCCUUCUGCCUUGGGAAAGCAGGAGGCAGCUGAAGCUCCAGUCCCCUGUCCAGACCUGGGAUGCUAGCUUCUCCCAGUCUAUCCUACCUGGAAUCCUACCCAGCACCCACCUGCAGGAAGAUUUCCAAGUGCAGGAAGAUUGGCACCACCCUGGCAGGAUGGGUCACUUGACCCCUGCUCCCCUUUGAAGGGAAAAAAGGUAGAACUAAGAUGGRUUUAUACUGGAACCUCCAAUGACCAGAUGUAUAUAGAUAUUUACAAAGAUUUUUAUAUUAAUUUAAUAAAACAAAUUCUUAAAUAGAACAAAAUAAACACCUAAUGAGCCACUUAUAUAUAGAAUGUUUGUGCCCAUUGGCUCUUGUUCUUACCUUGGGUCCUCUUACCUGCCAAAGCCUAUAAGGCUCUUAAUUCUGCAGUCACCUACCCUCCCCACAGCCUUAAAAUUCUGGACUCCAGUGUCCUUGGAAUACAGGAUCUGCCAAAGAUCUCCAUGCUGGGUCAUCAACACCCUGGUUGGGGCAGGGUCCCUGGUACUGUAACUGUGGCCUUUCACUCAGCCAAGAAAGGCACUACCCUUUCCUCCCCUAGGAGAGGCACUCCCUCAUGACCAUCACUCAUUGGCACAAUUCCAAGCUGGCUGCGCAGGCAUCAGCUGACAAUUUCCUGGCACCCCUGUGGCCCCCUUGUGGCCCUCUCUGGAAGAACAUCGAAGUCACAGCUCUAGCAACCAGAGCAACCCUUUCUUCCAGCUCCACCCUCAAGAGAACUCCAAGUGCCCACACAUCCUUGGAAGUCUGGGAAAGGGCCCAGGCCUCACGGGGAGGGGGGCAGGAAAAGGGUACAUGCUUCCAUCAUUCCAGUGCCUCCCAGAGAAGAUCCGACUGAAAAAACAGACCAGAAACCCUCUGUCUUUAGGGAAAAAGAAGAAGAUUUAGAGACAAUGGAGAGGUGAAGCACAGCACGUGCCCCGCUGGGCAAGGGGUCCUUAGGGGUUGGCUCAAUCCACAGGAGCCAGCCCCCCAGGUGGAGGUGAUUCUAUCAAGCACUGCACAUGGACUCGGAGGUGAGGAGAGAAGCAGAGAGAGGCAUGGGGAGGGCAGAGGAGGUGGCCAGGCUCCCUCCCAGUCCAUCCCACAGCCCAGAACAACCUCCUCAGGGGUUCACAUCAUCUGAGGAGAAAAUGUGGCAUUUUAGAUUUGAGAACAUGAACAUCACUGUCUGCCACAGCUGUAGCCAUGCCCCAGGGGCCCCGGGCAACCCCCGGCAAACCCCAGGAGUGGGGGCAGGACAUGCGCCCCCAGCCCGGCCCCUGGCUCCUCUCCAAACACU